AAUGUCAUUUUUUUUUAUUAUUUCUCAUUUUAAUAAAUAUAAGGCGUUCCAACUGCAGAGUUGGACGGGGUAACCUGACCAAAGUGAAGGCGAAAGCUGUCUAUAUAGCAGUUUCGUCUCGGGACGUGAACAGAGUGAUAGAGAGGGGUGAUGCAGCCGAGCAGAGCAGAGCAGAGCAUGGAGGCAUUCAACACCAUCUCCUCACCUACUUCACCAUAAAUUCAUUAGCCAACUUUAAGAUCGCUUUCUUGGUCGGUCCGUCUCUCUGUUGACUGUUUUUUUGCCGAUCACAUUCAAUUCUGCAGCCCACUGAGUCUUGAUCUUUUCCUCACUCUGGUUUUUGCCAAAAAGAAACGUGGAGUCGGAAGUCUUUCUUCUUCUUCUUCUUCACGGCGCAACUCAGAUCCUUGUUCAAAUGAGGAUGCUGUUUUGAUAUCCAUGUGAUGCUACAGUACGUCAGACAAAUUGUUGAAUCCAUCGCAUGCAGAAUUUAACACCCGAGCCGUGUUCCUAUCAGUUUGAAAAAAUCAGGGACAAGUAAAAUGUCAGAUACUCUCAAUCAAAAGGGUGGAGGUGCUGCACAAGAAAUUUCACCUAUUCGAAGUGAAAGACGUCCCAAACUUUCUAUUGAUGUACCCUCCAGAGAUUUUUUGAUUUCCGCCAUGAAUUAUCCAAAAUUGAAUACCUUUUCAACCCAUGGCUCUGCCCCCAAUAGAACAAACCUUGUCCCAUUAAGCAGUCCUGCGUCUGCUAAAAUGAAUGCAUCUUCAUGUUCAUCCUCAUCUAGAGGUAAACCCCCCUUUCGGAGAUUCCUUUCAGGACUAAGCUUCAAAUUCCAGAGUUCAGCUUCAGAGAUUGAGAGAUUUGAGGGUCAAGCUCCAGAGUUAUAUUUAGGAGGAAGACGGGAAAAACCAUCAUUUUUGAGCUCAUUUAAUUCUUUUUCCAAACUAUUUAGCCCAAGCGUUGGAAGAACAUCAUCCUUACCACUCGAUGAACACGGAGUUACUUCACGUGUCAAUCUAACAAUUGACAGCAGCUCCUUUGAAAGGAAAGAGGUUCAUCAUAUAUCUCGUUCAAUCUCCUUCCCUGUGAACAUGAAGCAUGCUAAGUCCAAAAGGAUCAAGAGAAUGAACUCGUUAGGAGGUGUAUUUCGAGUAAUUCCUUCAACUCCUCGAGUGGUGGGCUUGAGCAGUGUAGUCACAGACAUCAUCAGUCCCGAAGACCAUGCACCUGACGAUGAAGGGGAGAACAUAGCUGAAGAAGAGGCUGUCUGUAGAAUCUGUAUGAUUGAGUUAUCUGAAGGAAAUGACAGUCUUAAGCUAGAAUGCAGCUGCAAAGGUGAACUUGCCCUUGCACAUCAGGAAUGUGCUGUCAAGUGGUUUAGCAUUAAAGGCAACAGGAACUGUGAAGUUUGCAAACAGGAGGUUAAGAAUCUACCUGUGACUCUGCUGCGCAUACAAGCUGCACACACAGCCACAGCACUCUCAGACAAUUCACAACAAAAUUUAUUUCAUUACAGGUACUGGCACGAUUUGCCUAUCCUUGUGGUCGUCAGCAUGCUUGCCUAUUUUUGCUUCCUCGAACAACUAUUGGUAGCAAGUUUUGGUACUGCUGCUCUAGCUAUUGCUGUGCCAUUUUCAUGCAUAUUGGGACUAUUUGCAACCCUCACCUCACAAACAAUAGUGAUGAAGGAAUUCGUUUGGGUCUAUGCCGCAAUUCAGUUUGUCUUAGUGGUCUUCUUUGCUCAUCUGUUCUACACAGUUGUAACUUCAUUUACAAGCGGCUAUAUCCAUCAUUCUUGCUACUUUUGCUGGAUUUGGGGUUGCAAUGAGUGGAAAUACAAUCAUUGUGGAGUUUCUCAGGUGGAGGAACAGAUGGCAGGUUGCGUCCUCAACUAGUCGUGCUUCUCAGGAAAUGGAGAUGCCAAGUCAACAGGUGGUAUAGGAUGAUGUCUAUAGCAAAGUAUUGAAGUGGCUUGAUGUUUGUGAGUUUUAAACUAGCAACAAGAUUGAUUUUGUGUUUGUGAUAGUUCCAGCUCUAUGACCUUUGGUCGAAGAAUAGAAUUUGGAGUUUUAAAAAGAAUGUACCGGCAUGCUUCUUUAUCAAUAUAAUGUAUAUAAGUACA
This is a messenger RNA of Zingiber officinale, 2125 nucleotides long. RefSeq lists its product as uncharacterized. Gene Ontology annotation, molecular function: zinc ion binding. The record is from RefSeq and is a predicted model, not a curated record. The transcript is spliced from 9 exons. Lineage: Eukaryota; Viridiplantae; Streptophyta; Magnoliopsida; Zingiberales; Zingiberaceae. Bases 543 to 1898 code for a protein of 451 amino acids.